Molecule: messenger RNA, 630 nt
Organism: Entrophospora candida
Lineage: Eukaryota; Fungi; Glomeromycota; Glomeromycetes; Entrophosporales; Entrophosporaceae
Source: the annotation of a GenBank genome assembly
AUGAACAUUUAUUUCAGUACAAAGAUACUUAAAUUUCAAGUUCUUGAUCCUCCAUCAUCAGAACACAGGAAUUUGAAUAUAAUCCGUCGUCCUAACAAUUCUUUGAAUGCAAAUAAUUUGAAAAAACAAAGAUCUCAUCCUUACCAUCCUAAUGUUCUCCAUCAUAAUAACUCUUCUCCUAACCGACAAUCGCAACCACCACCGCAAUUGCAACAAAAUUUGAUCACUGAUUAUACAAUUGCUCGUAAAUCUUCAACUAUUAAAGGCAUUCUUAAUCAUCCUUCCAAGACUAUUAAUGACUUAAUACCUUAUGGCGGUGUUUGUUUGAAUAGAGGAAGUGGUAGUAGUGAUAGCUCAUCGUCAGAAUCUGAAGAUAAUAAAAGUAUCAGAGUUGAAAAUAUUUACGAAGAGGAAGAAGAUGAUACAAUUGAUUCACCUAUCAACUCUUCUGCAUUAUCUUCUUCUUCGCCCAUUUUACCAUACCAACAUAAAAAUCUCAAUUAUGAAGAUGAAAGUAACGAGAAUGAUGCUGAUGAUAAUUUAAGUGAUUAUUCUGAUAGUUAUUGGGUGACAAAUCCUGAGGAAGAAGCUUACCUUACUGACGAAGAUGAAAAUGAUGAAAAUUCUUGA